Trichoplusia ni (cabbage looper) is the source of this 1305-nucleotide messenger RNA. RefSeq names its product WASH complex subunit 3-like. NCBI's taxonomy places the organism in Eukaryota, Metazoa, Arthropoda, Insecta, Lepidoptera, Noctuidae. The record is from RefSeq and is a predicted model, not a curated record. The transcript is spliced from 3 exons. Bases 1 to 1299 code for a protein of 432 amino acids.
AUGAACGCAGCGGGCGCAACACGUGACCGUCCGAACAAACAGUGCAUUAUGAUUUCAGAUGCGUUACAAAAAUGGACAGUUGUGACAUUCGUGUUCGUGGGAGCCGUUCUCUCACAAAUACCGAUGCCCAUGCCGAUGCCGAUGCAUAUGCCGAUGCCCAUGCCGAUGCAGUACGGCAUGCCUCCGUUCCCACCCAUCAUAAUGCAGGGGCCACCUCCGCCACCGCCCGUGGCAGUGCCGGUACCGGUGCCCAUGCCCAUACCUAUACCUUACCCCGAGCCCGCAAGCUCCACCACAACCACUACUACCACCACCACCGCGGCUACACCAUCGAACGAUGGCAAUGGUAACGAUGGUGACAAUGGAGAAAACGGUGGUGAUGGUGACACCAUAAGAAUACCUAUAGCUAUACCAAUACCUGUACCUCACUUUGUACAAAUCGCCGUCCCUGGUUUUCAACCGCCAUCAUGUCAGAAACCAAACGGACAAAACAACUGUCCUCCGUGUCCUCCCUGCUCCUGCGAUCCGUGCACACCAUCAUUCUUUUCAUUUUGUUCUCCUUGUCACCAAAAGUGCAGGUGUAAGAAUGGCCAAGACGUUCCCAUCCCACAGCCUCCCAGGGCGCCCAUGCCUCUCCCUGGGCCGGCCUUCCCCAUGCCCAUACCGAUUCCCGGGCCACCACCGGUAGUCAUAGUACCUUUCCCACCUGAAGUCCAUUUGCCUAAUCCCAAACAUCCUAAUAAACCAUCAUCUCAGUCCAGUGAUUGUGACGACUCUGACAGCGACUCCGACUCAGAAUCAGACGACGACGAUUCCUGUGACAGUGAUGAUAGCAGUCGAUCUAAAAAGAAGAAAAAGAAAAAGGGUAAGAAGAAGAAGAAGAAGGAUAAGAAAAAAAAGAAGAAGAAGUCUAAGUACGACAUAUACAGAAGAAACCUCGGUUACAUGAACCUCGACCAUAGUGAUAAUGAACUGGUGAAGCCGGUGCUCACUUACAUGGCUAGAAACGGCGACAUCAAGAUGAAGCGGCGGCUGAGCAAGGACGAGGCGAACCUUCUGAUGGACGAGGGCGACUCGCUGCAGCACGUGCAGCUUGUCGCCGGGGAUGAUACCAAUACCAGGUCGCGAGUGUUAGUCGUCUCCAAGCCUGGGAUGAGAUCAAACGGACGUAGGCAGGUGCUGCUGCGCAGCGGCCGCGCGCAGCAUGUGCUGGGCGAGGGCCGCAAGGAGCUCGUCUUCCGCCCGCCCGACUACAGGAAGAUCAGCAACCUGUCUGUGUCCUUCCAAAUAUCUAAGUAGUACAUA